ACUCUCCUCCUCCUCCUGAGACAGCCCUCUCAUCGCACUGUGACAGGGAAGGGUGACACUGGGUGACACGUGCCGGCCCACUCCCCCCUCCAGUGGGUAUUUCCCACCUGAAGAGGGUACCCAGGUCUCAGAGCGAGCAGGGAAUGGGUGAGCAGCAGUGUCACAGCCUGUCGCGGCACUCUCCCAGUGACAGCUCCACAGUGCCCGCCCUCAGCAUUGCUGUGGAUGAGCAGAACGUCGUUCCGGGCGCCCUGAGUCUCAUCCGGGAGCUCAGACCCGACUGGGACCUCCGCCAUGUGCAGACUAAGUUGUUCACUGACGGCAUCACAAACAAGCUGCUUGCCUGCUAUGUGGAUAAGUGUAUGAAAGAUGCAGUACUUGUGCGUGUCUAUGGCAAAAGGACUGAGCUGUUUGUGGAUCGAGAAGAUGAGGUGACAAGUUUCCAGUUGUUGCGAGCUCAUGGUUGUGCCCCAGAGCUGUUCUGUACUUUUCAAAAUGGACUGUGCUAUGAGUUCAUGCGUGGCUUGGCACUUGGCCCGGAGCAUGUGCGCCAAUCUCAAAUAUUACGCUUGAUUGCUCACGAGAUGGCCAAAUAUCACUGUAUCCCAGCCCAUAAUGGCUGCCUUCCAAAACCAGUCCUUUGGCAGAAGCUGAACAAGUACCUAUGUAUCCUGUAUACCGAAGAAGGAAUCCAAGACGGAUUGCCAGCAGGGAUUCCCAGCCUGAAGGUGUUGGAAGAGGAACUUCUCUGGCUACAAAAGUACUUGCCCUCCCUCGAAUCACCUAUUGUCCUUUGCCAUAAUGACUUACUAUGUAAGAAUGUUAUCUACAAUGAAGAAGAAGGUCAUGUCCGAUUUAUUGAUUAUGAAUACGCUGGGUACAAUUACCAGGCCUAUGACAUCGCUAACCAUUUUAACGAAUUUGCAGGAGUGAGAGAGCCAGAUUAUCGAUUGUUUCCUGACAGAGAGACUCAGCUCCAGUGGUUGCGGCAUUACUUGGGGGCCUGCAGAAAGCUGAAAGGAGUAGAGGGAGAGCCCCAAGACAAAGAGGUGGACAAACUUUGUAUGCAAGUCAAUCAGUUUGUACUGGCAUCCCACUACUUCUGGGGUCUAUGGGCUCUCAUUCAGCAUAGAUUUUCAGACAUUGACUUUAACUUUGCACAGUAUGCUAAGUUAAGGUUCCAGCAAUACUUUCAAGUGAAGCCUCAUAUGACUACACUGCAGGAUGUGAAGUAAACAAAACACUGGAAA
Molecule: messenger RNA, 1250 nt
Organism: Bufo bufo (common toad)
Lineage: Eukaryota; Metazoa; Chordata; Amphibia; Anura; Bufonidae
Gene: ETNK2
Product: ethanolamine kinase 2
Exons: 8
Coding region: 144-1235 (363 amino acids)
Biological process (GO): phosphatidylethanolamine biosynthetic process
Cellular component (GO): cytoplasm
Molecular function (GO): ethanolamine kinase activity
Source: RefSeq, a predicted model, not a curated record